AUGGCUAUCGUGAAGAGAGGCGCUCGUACGCGCAAACAGCAACUGCAACAACAGGAACCACCAUCCAAAUCCGGGAUCAAGAAGGCAGAAUUUGAUUUACAUAAGAAGAAAGAAGUUGGGGUCUCUGAUUUAACAUUGUUGUCUCAAAUCACUGAUGAUGCCAUCAAUAACAACUUGAGCAAACGGUUUAUGAACGACACCAUUUAUACGUAUAUUGGCCAUGUCUUGAUCUCAGUUAAUCCGUUCCGGGAUUUGGGGAUUUACACGGUGGAUACGUUGCGGAAAUACCAAGGCAGAAAUAGACUAGAGGUGCCUCCUCAUGUAUUCGCUAUAGCCGAGUCCAUGUACUACAACUUGAAGAGUUACGGGGAGAACCAAUGUGUGAUCAUCUCCGGAGAGUCUGGUGCUGGUAAGACCGAAGCUGCUAAGCAGAUUAUGCAGUAUAUUGCCAAUGUAUCAGUUGAUAAUGGCAAUGAAGACAUCACCAAAAUUAAGGACAUGGUAUUGGCCACUAACCCGCUUUUGGAGUCGUUUGGGUGUGCCAAAACAUUGAGAAACAAUAACUCUUCCCGUCAUGGUAAGUACUUGGAGAUCCAAUUCCACCCACUGUCCUUCCAACCCAUUGCUGCCCACAUUACCAAUUACUUGUUGGAGAAACAACGGGUGGUUUCCCAGAUCACCAACGAACGGAACUUUCACAUCUUCUACCAAUUCACCAAGCAUUGUCCUCCUCAGUAUCAACAGAUGUACGGGAUCCAAGGACCAGAAUCGUAUAUCUACACUUCUGCUGCAAAAUGUAUUGACGUUGAAGGAGUGAACGACAGUAAGGACUUUGAUGAGACCUUGAAGGCUAUGCAAGUCAUUGGGUUGUCUCAAGCUGAACAAGAUAACAUUUUCAGAAUGUUGGCACUGAUCUUGUGGAUAGGAAACAUCUCCUUUGUGGAAGAUGAAAGCGGUAAUGCAGCCAUUAGAGAUGAGAGUGUCACCAAUUUUGUAGGCUAUUUGUUGGAUGUUGAAGGUGAAAUCUUAAAGACAUCUGUUAUUGAAAAAGUGGUGCAAACUUCCCACGGUAUGAAGCGAGGCUCAACUUAUCAUGUUCCAUUGAACAUUGUCCAAGCCACUGCUGUUCGUGAUGCCUUGGCCAAGGGGAUCUAUAAUAACUUGUUUGAAUGGAUUGUUGAAAGAGUUAACUUGUCUUUGAAGGGUACGUCAUCUUCUAAUAAGUCUGUGGGGAUUUUGGAUAUUUAUGGGUUUGAAAUUUUUGAUCACAACUCAUUUGAACAACUUUGUAUCAAUUAUGUCAAUGAAAAAUUGCAACAAAUUUUCAUUCAAUUGACUUUGAAGGCUGAACAAGAAGAAUACGUUCAAGAACAAAUCAAAUGGACUCCUAUUGAUUAUUUCAACAAUAAAGUUGUAUGUGAUUUGAUUGAAGCCACUCGUCCUCAACCAGGGAUCUUUGCAGCUUUAAAUGACUCUAUUAAAACGGCCCAUGCCGAUUCACAAGCUGCUGACCAAGUUUUCGCUCAAAGAUUGAACAUGUUUGGGUCUACCAAUAAACAUUUUGAAGACCGUAGAGGUAAAUUCAUCAUCAAACAUUAUGCUGGUGACGUGACCUAUGAAAUACUGGGAAUGACCGACAAAAAUAAAGAUGCUAUGCUACGUGAUCUUUUAGAAAUGUUGUCUACGUCUAAGAAUCCUUUCAUUAAUCAAAUUCUUUUCCCUCCAGAAUUGUUGGCUAACCAAACAGAUUCCAAAAAGAGACUGGAAACAAGUUCAGAUAAAAUUAAAAGAAGUGCAAAUGCUUUAGUGGAAGCGUUAUCUAAAUGUCAACCUUCAUACAUUAGAACUAUCAAGCCUAACCAAACCAAAUUACCAAGAGAUUAUGAUAACCAACAGGUUUUACAUCAAAUCAAGUAUUUGGGUUUGAAGGAGAAUGUUCGUAUUAGACGUGCAGGGUUUGCAUAUCGUACUACGUUUGAGAAGUUUGUUCAAAGAUUUUAUUUAUUAUCACCCAAAACUGGGUAUGCUGGUGAUUAUAUUUGGAAUGGAGAUGAUAUACUGGCAGUCAAGGAGAUCUUGAAGUCAUGUUUUAUACCAACUUCAGAGUAUCAAUUAGGUACCACCAAAGUAUUUAUUAAAACUCCAGAAACUUUGUUUGCCUUGGAAGAUAUGAGAGAUAAAUAUUGGCAUAACAUGGCAGCCAGGAUCCAAAGAGCUUGGAGACGUUAUGUUAAGAGAAAGGAAGAUGCUGCCAUCACCAUGCAACGAGCUUGGAGAGAAAAGACACAUGGUAACAAGUAUGAGCAAUUGAGAGAUUAUGGGAACAGUUUGUUACAUAACAAUAAGCAACGUAGAAGAAUGUCUAUGUUGGGUUCCAGAGCAUUUAUGGGUGAUUAUUUGAAUUGUAACGAUCUGGAUGGUUAUGGUAGAUUUGUGGUUAAUCAAGCUGGAAUUAAUGAGCCUGUGGUAUUCUCUUUAAAGGGAGAUAUUUUGAAAGCUGCAUUCGGUCGUUCAUCCAAGAGACUCCCUAGAAUCUUUAUUCUAACCUCCAGAUCAUUAUACGUUGUUGCCGAGGUACUUGUUAACAAACGUCUUCAAUUACAGAUUGAACAUACUAUACCAGUAAAUGGUAUCAAGUAUUGUGGUUUAUCAACUCUACAAGAUGAUUGGGUUGCCAUUUCAUUGCACACUGCUAGUGUAACCACACCUGAUCUUUUUAUUAACUUGGACUUCAAGACUGAAUUGGUAACCCAUUUGAAGAAACUUAAUUCUGCUAUCACCAUAAUGGUUUCAGAUAACAUUGAAUACCAAAAGAAGCCUGGCAAAUAUCAUAGCAUUAAAUUCCAAAUGGGUACUGUACCAGGUAUGCCUCCACAUGGAGACUCUUAUAAAUCCGGAACCGUUACUGUACCCCAGGGUUUACCAGCCAAUAGCAAGAAUCCCAAGAGACCUAGACCGAAGGCGGGUAAUGUUGACUACAGCAAAUAUUAUAACAGAGGAGCGGCUAUGAAGACGACUAAAAGUCAUGUUACUCCAACGCCAGUUGCAAGUCAUCAUGCUCAAAACCCAUAUCCUACAGCGGUUAAACCUCAAAGGAAAGCACCUCCACCGGAACCAGUUCGUCAACAACAGCCACCACAAAGAGUUCAGCCAGUACAACCAGUACAACCAGUACAACCAGUACAACCAGUACAACCAGUACAACCAGUACAAAGAGUACAAUCACAGCCUGUUCAACCAGCUCAAUCCAGGCCGGUGAAGAAGGCUGUACCUAUUCCUACCAAGCCCAAGAAAGCAGCACCUCCUCCACCACCACCAGUUGAAGUUUCCAAGCCCAAAUUCCCUACUUAUGUUGCUAUGUUUGACUACGAUGGUUCAGUACAGGGCUCAAUUCCACUUGUUAAAGAUACAGUCUACUAUGUUGCUCAAAUCAAUGGUAAAUGGGGUUUAACCAAGACAUUAGAUGAAACCUGUGAAGGUUGGUCACCCAUUGACUACUUAAAAGAGUGUGCACCACCUGCAGUCCCAGUUGCCAAGGCGCCACCACCACCAGCUCCAAUACAACAUCAACAACAUCAGCAACCCAUAUCCAAUACGUCUUCUGUUACAUCAUCAGUUGGAGGAUCUCAAGCAUCUACCAACCAAACCUCUGUGGGAUCUAAUGGAGGAGGCUCAUUGGGCAAUGGAUUGGCCAAUGCACUCAAGCAUAAGAAGCAGGAAGAAGUUUCAUUGGCUGGAUCUUUAGCUGAUGCCUUGAAGAAGAGACAGGUUGCAACCAGAGACAGUGACGAUGAAGCAGAUGACGAUGAUGAUGAUUGGUGA
Messenger RNA from Lizanozyma spartinae, 3822 nucleotides. It is a transcript of the gene MYO5, whose product is annotated as myosin 5. The transcript has a single exon. NCBI's taxonomy places the organism in Eukaryota, Fungi, Ascomycota, Pichiomycetes, Serinales, Debaryomycetaceae. Gene Ontology annotation, biological process: vesicle transport along actin filament; actin filament organization; endocytosis. The coding region runs from base 1 to 3822 and encodes 1273 amino acids. The record is from RefSeq and is a predicted model, not a curated record. Gene Ontology annotation, molecular function: microfilament motor activity; ATP binding; actin filament binding. Gene Ontology annotation, cellular component: microvillus; actin cortical patch; cell tip.